CAUAAAUAAUUCAACAUUAUAUCGGUGUUCAAUUUGAUUUAAUAAUAAUUGAUUUACACUAUCAAUAUAUAAUGCAGUAGUGGAUAUGUGAUUAACUUCUUUUUAGUAUCACAUUCAAACCAGUCAUUUUUCGUACCAUAACAACCUAAGUACUCUCUCUCAGAAAUUCAUCCAUCUCCUUCUACCAUCCAGAGCCUCUCUCCUCGUCCCAUCCUUGUAGUUCUUUUCCAGAAAAUAUCUCCACUUGCGAUUCCAGCUUUGAGCAUUAAAGUAAAGAUUCAGAUAGACUUAAUGGAUUAGCUAACGAAAAGAUUAAAAAGUGUAUUUUUCAUAGUUAAGGAACUAAAAAAAUACAAAAAAAAAGUUGAGGAUGAAAAUUAUGCAAAAUCUUAAGUUGAGGGACCAAAAUUGAUAUUUAACCUUUUUUUUCAUGAUUAACCCAUCAUGAAACAAGUAUGUAUCUAAUCCUUUAGUAAUUUAAAUUAAUGCCAUCUCAUUAAGUAUGAUGGUUCUUGCAUUGUACUUGCUUAUCCAUAAUUGAAGAUCGAUUCAUAACUUCAACAUAUAUAUAAUGCUGUCUCCUUCUCCUCUCCUUAAGCUUGAAGUUAACAGAAAUUGAGGGUGCCAAAGACAAUGUCUCAAGGAAGCAUUCUUGGUCUAGGCCUUCUUUUAGCAUCUGUCUUCUUGUUUAUCAACUCCUUUGAAUGUACUGAGUAUUCUCCUCCAUCAACUCAAGGAGAACUUCCCUACAUGACCUCAAAUGUAGAAGAAGUUUCUGGUAAAUCCUUUGAUUACAUUGUUGUGGGUGGAGGCACUCUUGGCUGCCCUCUUGCUGCAACUCUGUCUGAGAAAUUCUCUGUUUUGGUGGUGGAACGAGGUGGUUCACCUUAUGGCAAUCCCUUUUUGGAUAAAAAAUACAAUGGCUAUCUAUUGAUUCAGGCAGAUGAGUUUUCAACUGUUGCACAACAGUUCACCUCAGAUGAUGGUGUGGGGAAUUACAGAGGACGAGUACUUGGAGGAUCCUCUGCCAUUAAUGCCGGGUUCUAUAGCAGAGCUAGCAAGGAUUUUGUUGAUCGUGCCAAGUGGGAGAAUGAUCUAGUUGAGGAAGCUUAUAAAUGGGUGGAAUCAAAGAUCGUAUUUAAACCUGAAUUGACACCAUGGCAAUCUGCGGUUAAAUUGGGCCUUCUUGAAGCUAGAGUUGGACCUUACAAUGGGUAUAGUUUGGAGCACAUUGAGGGAACAAAGAUAGGCGGAAGUAUAUUUGAUGAAUGGGGCAAAAGACACACCUCUGCUGAUCUUCUAGGGGCAGGGAAUCCCAAAAACAUCACUGUUCUUUUGAAUGCAACAGUAAAGAACAUCAUCUUCCAUAACAACAGUAAGGCAAAUGAGACAAGAGCCCACGGAAUCAUGUUCAUCAAGAGCGAUGGCAGCACAAACCAAACCUAUGAAGCUUACCUCAAUCAACCCAAGAAUUCAUGUUCCUCUGGUGAUGUUAUUCUCUCAGCAGGGGCAUUAGGUAGCCCCCAAAUCCUAUUAUUAAGUGGAAUUGGACCCGGUAAAGAUCUGAAGAACUUUGACAUCCCAGUUGUAUUGGAUCUUGAGGGUGUUGGAGAAGGAAUACAAGACAACCCCAGCAUUGCAGUUGAGUUUGACAGCUCGCCACAGAUUCAGCAGCGAGAUCCCCCUCAACUUGUAGGCAUAGCAAAGGAUUUCAAAUUCAUCAUUCAAGGAGGAGUAAUCUGGACCAGCUUCAACUCAACAAGGAAUCGAAUCGCGGCCAAGAUUGCAUUCCCAGCAUCCAAAGGGAAGCUCAAACUAAACAGUACAGACCCCAGGAGAAGCCCUUCUGUAACAUUCAAUUUUCUAGCUGAGGAGGAAGACUUGGAACAAUGCGUAAACAUGGUUCAAUUACUCAGGCAAGUGGCAGGAUCGAAAUCCAUUACUGACUUCUUAGGCAACCACAGUCAAAGUAACUUGAACUCUAGUUCCAAUCAGCUAAGACAAUUCUGCAAGCAGAAUGUAAGAUCUUAUUAUCAUUAUCGUGGAAGUUGUGCAGUUGGAUCGGUUGUUGAUCAUGAAUACAGGGUUUUUGGGGUUGAGGGAUUAAGAGUCAUGGAUGGUUCAACCUUCACAGAAUCACCAGGAACAAAUCCUAUGGCUACCCUCUUGAUGCUAGGAAGAUAUCAAGGUAUUAAAUUACUCAGAGAAAGGGAAAAUUGUCUCCCAAUUGAUUGGAAUUCAAUGAAUCUUAUGAAGAUUAUCACAGCAAAUCACAGGGAAAAUUGUCUCCCAAUUGAUUGGAAUUCAAUGAAUCUUAUGAAGACUAUCACAGCAAAUCACAAACAACAUGGAGAACAGAAAGUAAAGUCAGACAACCAGAAAGGAAAGAGACAAGUACAUGACCAACAAGGAAAGAACAAGGAAGCAGAAAUCACAAAUCAAAAGCACAGGAUUCAGAAAUCAAAUAUCAAAGCAAGCAACGGUCAAGAGAUAGCAAAAUCAAAAUAAUUAAUAGAAUGAUUUUCCAUUAUAGUAAAUCAAGGCCAACUGCACUAAUUUAGAAGUUGAACAUUGGCUGUAUAUGUAUAUAUAUUCCUAUGUCGAACAUGUAUCAGAUAUAGGGAAAUAUACAAUCUCAGUUUCUCUUUUUUAAGCCUUAUUAAAGGUUUUCAAAUCUA
Messenger RNA from Rubroshorea leprosula, 2678 nucleotides. Lineage: Eukaryota; Viridiplantae; Streptophyta; Magnoliopsida; Malvales; Dipterocarpaceae. The record is from the annotation of a GenBank genome assembly.